UACUAAGAAAAAAAACAACAUAUGAAGACGAGAUAAGAAUUUCUCAUCAUUUGAACUUUGUGAUUUAUUGCAUUUUAACUAAUUUUUUGCCAGAUAACGUGUGAAUUGUUUAUUAAACGCCCUCAAUUUUGAGCCUCAAAGGAUGAGGUUGAGGAAAUCGAGACAGCGAAUCAAGAGCCCCUUCACGGAUUGAGAUGGGCAACUUCUUAUACUACUGUUGCUACAUAUGUCCUCGGUGUGCUACCUGUUGCGGUCUUCCAUUGAGGGUUGGUGCGCUUCUUGUUGGCAUUUUGACCGUGGUUUUCAAAGUGAUGGCAAUUGGCGUUGACCUGUGUUUGAUUGAGCAGACUCUCAUAUUACCAUUUGACGCGCCGUAUCAAUCUAUAACAGACUAUCUUUUGACCGAUGUGGAGACACUUUACCUAUAUGUUGCUCUGGUUUGUGAUGGAUGGAUGCUUAUACUCGCCAUGGUUCUCGUUUGCGGAGUCGUAACGGCGAACUUAGGCAAGGUGGUGAUUUUUAACCUCUUCUUCUUUCUGGACACGCUCCGGCUUAUUGGGGUUAUAGUGUACGAAUACAUGUACUUGUCACCGUUGCUUGACUCUCUUCACCCUAUGUCUCAAACCAUUUGCGGAGACCUCGCCCAGUUUUACACCAGGUUGGGCAUAGCCUUGAACAUCAUCCUCUUCCUGGUAUCCAACAGCUACCAUCACAAAAUGAUGCGGCGCAAGAAGGAGCUAACCGCGAAGGCCGCCGAGAGGGAGGCCGAGGAACUCGCGCGACUCCCCCAGAAACGGGCCCCCUCCCCCUCGGGCCAGUUGGUGGACGAGGUGGGGCACGUGCUCUGCCCCUGCCCGGACGGACGGAUGCCCCUCCGGCAGUCGGUGUCGCCGCAGGGUCGAUCCGUCAGCCCGCGGACGGUGGGGUCCAUUGAUCGAAGGGAUGGCUCCCGAUGUUACGCCCAACAGCAGACGAUGUCCGAGGGCCGCACAUUGUACUCGGACCAGACGACGAGCCAAAGCGGGACUUUGUCGCCGAGGGGACGGAUUGAGGGUAGUCGAUCACCCUUUGCAAACGGAUCGAUACGCAGUAAAAGCCCAUCACGGUACGCACAAGGGUCUCGAAGUCAUUCUCCGUAUGAAAAGAGUAUGUCACGAAGUCCUUCUCCUUUCCACGGAGGUGGAUCACCCGGUCGUCCAAUCAUCAAGCAGCCUGUGUCGACGGGAUUUACCCAUCAACCAAUCAGCAUGUCUCAUCCUCAACCCACGUAUGGAAUCCCACCUUACUACCCCUCGAAUCAGAUUCCAGGUGACUCGCUAGCUUGUCACACGGCCAUGCCUUUUGGUCCUGCCGGUAACUAUGGUAACCGACAGGUUUACAGCGGUAACCAGCAGGUUUACAGUGGUAACCAGCAGGUUUACAGUGGUAAUCAUGAUAGAGGUGGCUAUUCAAGAAGUCCCUCUCCGCAUCAAGAGAGGGAAGCUGGGUGUUCACCGCGCCCAUCUCCGUUUCGAGGAAAUCGGAGAGAGUAUUCACGGAGCCAAUCACCGUAUGAGCGAUACCAGAAAAGACACCAAGAGGAGGGUCAAGUAGGAAUUAGCACUACGUCCGUUGGGACAGAUAGCUCGUCGUCGUUAUCGGAAUGUUCUUCCACGACAUCUUGAUGAGGCCGCGAGGGGGUAGAAUAAGCUUUAAAGAUAUUCUGCCGUGCUGGGGAAAAACGCCGUAUGAGCCUUCAGGCGAUGCCAAAUUUCUUCUGGCAAAUCACUAAU
This is a messenger RNA of Bemisia tabaci, 1772 nucleotides long. RefSeq lists its product as uncharacterized. Lineage: Eukaryota; Metazoa; Arthropoda; Insecta; Hemiptera; Aleyrodidae. The record is from RefSeq and is a predicted model, not a curated record.